Trypanosoma brucei brucei TREU927 is the source of this 4710-nucleotide messenger RNA. Its product is annotated as phospholipid-transporting ATPase, putative. Gene Ontology annotation, cellular component: plasma membrane. The transcript has a single exon. Lineage: Eukaryota; Euglenozoa; Kinetoplastea; Trypanosomatida; Trypanosomatidae. Bases 1 to 4710 code for a protein of 1569 amino acids. Gene Ontology annotation, molecular function: ATPase-coupled intramembrane lipid carrier activity; ATP binding; ATP hydrolysis activity. Gene Ontology annotation, biological process: phospholipid translocation. The record is from RefSeq and is a predicted model, not a curated record.
AUGGCGGAUAAUAGUAACGUUGGAGUGGAAAAUACCGAUCAUGCACGGUCAUUUGUGGAAGUUAAUAUUUUGAGGGGUGACCUCAACGCGGCGCGUAGGUUUCCCUCCAACUACGUGCGCACAUCAAAAUAUACUCUGGCUACAUGCAUACCGAAGAGUUUGCUUAACCAGUUUCGAUGCGUAUCGAAUAUAUACUUCCUUUUUGUUACCAUCAUCACCAUGAUUCCCGUUGUGAGUCCGGUAAACCCACUCAGUACCCUGUUGCCUCUGUGUAUCGUGGUUGGGGUUGGGAUGUGGAAGGACCUUUGGGAGGAUGGCAAGCGUCGGAAGUCUGACAAACUCGUGAACUCAGUGGGCGUGCAGGUGCUCCGUGGCUCCGACUUUGUUUCUGUUCCAUCCCGUGAUGUGCGCGCUGGCGAUGUGAUACUUUGCGGACUUGGGGAUGUGGUGCCGGCUGAUGCAGUUGUGUUGAACACCUCACUGGUGGAUGGUGUGACAUAUAUUGAAACGUCCAAUCUUGAUGGCGAGACAAAUGCUAAAACACGGCGUGCAAAACCAGAAACGAUAAAGGCACUUGGGACAGUUGAGGAUAUUAUUGAGGGUUGUUUGCCAGAUGCUGCCACGUGUGCCCACUUCUUGAACAACGGCAGCUUGGUUGGGUGGAAGCGAUGUGAUAGCCGCGGUGGUGAUAACGGCAAAGGAGCCAUUUCUCAGAAUGUUCUUACAGAGAAUGGGAGGACCUCAGGGGGUACGUCGGGUCAGCGGGCUCGCGCUUCGUCGGCCUUUCGUGAUGUCGAGGUGACCGAGGUGGAAGAUGGUACGCCGCAGAGUGUGGAGCUUCCGCCACCGACGAACGUAACUCAAUCCUUUGCGGAGCAAACUUCAAAGAAGGGAACGGAAGGAGGGCACGGGCGCACCAGUACCGCUACGCCCACACCGUUGGAGACGCGGGGAAGUGUGUGCAACACGCUGGAACUUUCAAGUAAGGAGCGCACCAUCACUGAAUGUGAUGAUCGUGUGCCGUCAAGCACUGUUGAAACGUCGGAUAUACGCGACCGGGUGCGGGGGGGGCCUUCUGGAUUAUGCUCAAGCUCAAACCCCUUCGCCGCUGGUACUGCUUCCAAUAUUUACCCAAGGGCGGGUGCUCCUGGCUCUGCUGUCGCGUUGGCAAAUGAUGGAAACGGCGUAUUGAACGACGCACGGGGAGAUGGGGAUUUUAAGGGCGUUUUGUUACGCGGGGCGACGCCAUGCCCAGACUUACACUCAUGGAUUGGGCAGCUGCGCCUACGAUGUGGGAGCGUCGUGUCUCUUUCCAUUGAUCAGUUUCUACCCCGUGGUUGCAUUAUUCGAAACACUGAGUGGGUUCUUUGCGCCGUUGUCUACACGGGGAAAAAUACCAAGAUGCUGCUCAAUCUCAAAAGCAAGGGGGAAAAAUCAUCCUUAACUUCCCGCCGAAUCAACCUUAUCAACAUCAUCCUUCUGUUCGUGCAUCAAACAGCUUUGAUAACUCUAUGCACAAUGUCGGUGCAUUGGCGCGCUGAAAGACUCAACGGACUUGAGGGAGCGGGAAGCGGCCAUACCACGUGGUACAUCCAAUGGGCCCUGAGUAGGUAUGGAGCGUCAAAAUACUUUGCCCUCAUGUACCUGACAAAUUUCAUUCUUCUUUCAUUCCUCAUUCCAAUUUCGUUGUAUGUUACGAUGGAACUCAACAAAGUGCUUCAACUGUAUCUCAUCGCAAAUGACAGACGCAUGGCGAGCUACGAUGAGUUCAAGGGCGUACUGCGCUACUCUAGGCCAAAGACAUCUUGCCUGAACUCGCAGCUAGCGUACGUCAGAUACGUUUUCACAGAUAAGACUGGAACCCUAACGGAGAACGUUAUGACUUAUGUUGGUGGUUGUACAGCGACCGAACGGCAUGACGAGAAGGAAAGACCAGGGGCACUUGGCGAAGCAUUCCUUCGGCUCGUUGAGGCCCGACGCCUCAGUGUACCUCCAGCCGUUGGGGAGCCAAUUAUGACUACUGAUGCCUUGGAACGCCGUCAGGUUCCCCAACAGGGGCGAUUCGACUUCGAUGAGGAGGCGAUGGAAAAGGAACCACUUUUCCGGUACCUACGCAACUUGUCGCUUUGCCACAGCGUUGUCUGUUUUGACAGACCUGAGGUGGAAUCAGCGGUUGCCGCAGCCGUGGAAGCAGCGGCGGCGAGCGGUCAUUCGGUCCUUGGUGGCUCACUUCCCCCAGGCUCCCAGCACGCCUUCACGCGUCGCCCAUCUGCGGCAGAUGCCACAUUACCGAAUAAUAAUCGAAUAAUGGGGUGCAGUGGCACAACUGACGCGGUUGAGAUGGUGUGUCACCGUCGGGUGUCAAGCAUAACCCCCGGAAGCGGUUCUGUCUUCGGCGCCUCCCCAUCGACUGGUGUUGGGCGUUUCUUGCAUGGUCACACUGGCAGUGCGUCAUGGCGCAUGACGUGCCACAAUGAUGCGCUUAUGCAUGAGCGCUCUCUCACAAUGUCUAGAAAGGUGAGAGAGUUUAGGGACGAGUCAAAGAUAUACGAAGGGCAGUCACUGGAUGAAGUUGCGUUGGUGUGUGCGGCUCGCGACAACCUUUUCGCGCUGCAGGGAAGAACUUCCAAACAUGUUUUUGUGAAAGUUGUGCAGAAGGUGAUGUGCUACGAGGUUGUUGCAGAGCUUCAGUUCACAUCUCAAAGAAAAUUGAUGAGCGUGCUUUUAAGUCGUUGUCCGGAUAUGGAUAAUGCCUCUACAGGUACUCAGGACAAUGUGCGAAUAAGUUACCACCGAAAGGUUCAGGAAACACAGACGUCUCCAAGCUUUGCUCGGGCGUGGGAGACCCCAACGAGGUCAUCGGGCCAACACAAGACAAUGAAGGUUCUAGGGGAUCAAAAAGGUGAUCCAACGCAUCCAGUGACGGUGGAAGAGGAUAGAAAAGACCGUCCCGUGGAUUCCAAUGCUAGAGGGAAGAAGCUUCCCUUUCUGUUGCUCGUGAAGGGUGCGGAUAGCAGCAUGAUGUCUAUCAUGAACAAACAAAACCCACGGAACAUUGAUUUGAAGGAUCUUUUUGAAGUGGAAAUAGAUUCGGUUGCCAAGAAGGGCCUACGAACACUUGUCCUUGGUCAGCGGUGGGUAUCGGAGGAGGAGGCACGGGAUUGGCUGGUCAAAUUUAAUGAGGCGCAGUGUCGCUUGAACGAUCGCGACGAGGCAUUGCAUGAAGUCUACGCGCUGCUAGAGAAGGAUGUUGACCUGAUUGGAACUACGGCUGUAUCCGAUGAGCUGCAGGAGGAUGUUCCGGAGACGGUAAAGUUUCUUAUGCAAGCCGAUAUCGUGGUGUGGAUGCUUACGGGAGACAAGCGGGAGACUGCUGUGACGAUCGCAUGCACUAGCGGCAUCAUCGAAUCGGGCUGUGAGGAUAUGGUGCAUCAUCUCGAUGUUUGCAGCCAAUUAUCUGGUACCACAGAUCUGCAAACGGAGUUGAAGAGUGAGCGUAUACGAGAAGUGCUUCGAUCACAACUUUCUGCUGCCUCAAAUAAGUGUGAUAGCGCAGAGGAACAGUACGGUAAAGAUACUCACAAGAUGGUGCUAGUGGUAGACGGGCUGACGUUAGACGCCAUUUUCUGUGAUGCAGACCUCACAAGCGAAUUUUUCUCUAUUGGUAUGCGGUGUCGUAGCGCUGUGUGCUGCCGUAUGACGCCGCUUCAGAAGGCAAAGAUAGUGAAGCUUUUCCAGGAGAAUACUGGGGGCGUUGCGUUGGCGAUUGGUGACGGUGCUAAUGACGUUUCUAUGAUACAAGAGAGCAGUGUUGGUAUUGGUAUCAUGGGGCUCGAGGGCUCGCAGGCCGAGUUGGCGAGUGACUAUGCGAUUCCCAAAUUCAGAUUCCUGAAGCGGCUACUCAUGGUUCACGGUCGCUUUUCACUUUACCGCGAUGCUCAUUGUCUCGUGUACAGUUUGCAUAAGAAUGCCUUUCUCACGUCCGCUAUCGUUGUCUACACUAUUUCUAGUGGUUUCUCCGGUAUGGUAUUAAUCGAUUCGUGGCUUAUUACUUUUUUCAAUCUUGUGUAUUGUUCACUUCAGCCAGUUUUGAUGGGGGUGUACGACAAAGAUGUGGAGGAUGAGUUGGCAGAGUCUCUGCCGUCGCUGUACCCUCCUUUGUCCAGGGAGAACAUGUUCUUUAGGUGGGGUUAUUUUACCAAGUGGUUUGUUGAUGGCGUGCUACUCGGAGUCUUAUUAUUUGUACUUACCUACUACGUUUUGGGUGAUGAUGAUGCGCUUCAUCCGUAUCGGAGCGGCUCAGUGGAGGAUUACGGUACUCUAUAUUUCAUUUUGUUGCUUUUUUUGGUUAAUCUGCGCGCAGCGUCCGCUAUUGUGUGCUAUAACCUUAUCACUGUUGCGGUUCUUGCGCUGUGUUUUAUUGCUAUUCCGUUUUUGACGCUUUUCUACUCGGCUCUACCAAACGUAUUUGGCUCGAACAGGUGCGUUUACGUGGCGAUAGAGCUAGUGGGAAACAUUAAGUUGUGGCUCAUGUUGCUUCUCUGCUUCGGGAUAUACAUCAUGUACAUUAUGGGAAGCAACGCAUAUAUCGAGCUGUUUAAGCCAUGGCUUAACGGGGAGCGGGCUAUGAGAGCAGCGUGGGAGUCGCCAUACAAGGGAGAACACCUUGCAAAGGUUAAACUGUUGCGGGAGCGCUCGCGGACAAGGUAA